AUGGCCCGAACCGCGACGAGAAAUCCUAGAAGACGUUAUAGACGGCGGCGAGAGGUCGAAAGAGAUAGCGAUGCGGGAUCGUCGACGGAUAACAAUGGCUUCCAAGCUUUGCAGAGUGACACUGGAUCAUGUUGUACUCCAAAGGGGAAAGGGUUCAAAAUAUCAGAGAUUUCGGCUUGUCCGCCGGCUCCGAUGAAACCCAAAGUUGCUCCGAAGAUGUCGUUGAGUACUAGGACCUUCAUUGCUUCACAAGAUGUGGAGAUCUUCUUCUUCCUUGCAUUUCAAAAAUGUCAUUAG
This is a messenger RNA of Hibiscus syriacus, 297 nucleotides long. RefSeq names its product cyclin-dependent protein kinase inhibitor SMR13-like. Bases 1 to 297 code for a protein of 98 amino acids. The transcript has a single exon. The record is from RefSeq and is a predicted model, not a curated record. Gene Ontology annotation, biological process: regulation of DNA endoreduplication. Lineage: Eukaryota; Viridiplantae; Streptophyta; Magnoliopsida; Malvales; Malvaceae.